AGUGUACCUCUAAUGUUUGUAAAGUCCCUGCACGUGGGCAGAGCGGUGCAGCGGUGUGGAGCGGGUCCGGAUCUGGACUUUCUUUGCUUUAACAGUGAGUAGAUGACCGGUCCUUUUCCAGGGUCGGCGGGAGAUGGGGUAUUAGGACGGGAAAGGACUCGGUGUCUCCCGGAGCUAAAGAACCACAGACUAUAGCAGGGACGUUUCCGCACAUGAGACCAGUUUUGGGAGCUUACUUUAAUAGAUCCAUGCUCGGGACUCUUACUUCAUGAGCCCAGCUUCUUCGGUCCCUGGUCCGCAGACAUGGAUAGUGAGUUCCCCUCGGUUCUGUUCCCGUCCUUCUACAACAACGAGCCCCCGGAGAGUGGACUGGGGCACUGCGCUGGCUCCUGGGGCAGCUACGGCCAGGUCCGACGCAGCGAAGCACGGAGUUUCUGGGCCCAGCACACAGCGGCCGGAGAGUUUUGGAGACACACUGAGCCUGUACCUGUGCCACUGCUUGCCCCUAAGCCUGCUUCAUUUUGGUCUUCAAAACCUGCUAGCCCUCUGGAUUUCAACAAGCAUUUGCAGAAUUUCUUCAUGGACCAUCCUUUUGAUGCCUUCAGCCCCAUGGCCAGUGUCCUGGGUGAAACCAUGGACUUCAAAAGAAAGCCUUUUAAGAGAGCUCAGCAGAUGCAGGGCCCCAUCAGUGUGUGUGGGGUGUCUGACUACAUGGACAAUCUCAAAGCCAUAAACUGCCCUGUUAGCCCCCGGUGUGUCUGGCUGGACGCAUACAGCCGCCUGCUCUCUGAUGUGGUGCACUCUGUCCCGGGGGAACUGCUGGGGUCACUGGUGCAUGAGGAGCUGAGCCAGCAGAGCCGAGACGCACUGUUCUGUGAGGCCAAUAGUGGAGGGGCCCUGGACUUCAUCCCCCUGAUCCCCGGGACACACCACAUGCCUCUGUCCGGCUGUUUGGUCUACUCUCCCAAUGGGCUGGACAAACUCCACUUCCAGCAGGUGGCAGUGGAGCCACAUGCAGUGGUCUGUUCUGAAGAAGUGAGCAGCUUUCUCCUCAAAGGCCCCAUUCAGCAGAUCACCUCCACAUCUCUGUGUGGACACAGCUGUGUAGCGGUGCGCUGUCUGUAUCACUGUGGUGUUUGGAGUUUGACUUCGGAACAACAGUCCCGCCGGCUACAGCCCCAUUUGCUGCAGGCCCUGUCCUCUGCAGAGGCCCUGUGCUGCACUAGCUUCAGUCCUCAUGUUGUAGGAGAGCUGCUAGUGGCUGGAGAGAGUGGAGCGGCCCAUCUGUGGAGGCUGGGACAUGGGAUCCAACAAGUGCGCAUGGAGGACUCCAACCUGUACUUCAACAGCCAGUCGUCAUGGAGAUGGUGCGAGUUCUCGGCCCAUCCCAGAGUGAUCCUGUAUGCUGACAGGACGGGGGUGGAGCUCACAGACAUCAGGGUGCAGCCAUCCUCCUGCCACACCCUGUUCCGCAUCAGCCAGGCUGCAGAGUGCUACAGCGGAGAGAGACUACUACUGUGCCGAUACCUGAGCACAGUGCACAGCUUCCACCACCUCAUCUGCACCCAGUACUCAGCAUAUAUUAUGGACGAGCGUUUCCCUUGCGUGCCCAUGCUCAAGUGUGACCACAUGAUGGAGGCUCCGCCCGUGUUCUGCCAGGUUCUGUCCAACUCUGGUGCCUCCUCUGAGGGAGCGACUAAGAUUCUGCUGGGCUCCCAAAGGUCCCAGGAGGUGACCCUGCUGCAGUACUCAGGAGGAAGAGCAGAGGCCUGUAUGAGCCAUGGACCUGUCCAGGCUCUGCUCAGGCCCAGGGACAGUGUGCAGCGCCUGCCCACCCAGCUUCCCCACAGGACAGAGGUGUCCCAGGACAGGCUGGCCCACACCGCCUCAGGGCUGGCCGCGGUCCACCUUGAGAGGGAUGAGUCUGCGGAAAGUUUCUGUGUGUUCCAAGUCCUGCAAACGGGAGAUGUUUUCUACCAAAUUCUGGAGAGGGACAAGUCAGCUGUGGACCUGGCCGAUGUGAGCUGUACCAGGGGAGAGGAGCCUGAUCAUCUUGAGCUUGAACAGAGAGGGUCUGCUGUAGUCCUCCCUCACCUCAGCUCACACUCACUGUCCAUCUGGAGACAGUGGUUGCAGAGACUAGCACGGAGUCAUGAGGCCAACAAGAGCAAACCUGCUCAUGUGAUGGUGAAAAGCUCACUAAGAAUGCCCCAAAGACAAACUGCAAACAGAGUCGUUAGAAAGGGAUGCCAGCGGGACGUGAGGAGGUCCAUGCAGCAGCAGUCAAUACCCACAGACGACAUUGUGCCUCUGCUAGAGGAGGUGCACCCUGAGGAGUGGAGCGAUGACUUGAGUCAGAGACUGACUGCUGCUUGGGACAGUGGGCAGGGCUGGCACACCUGGUGGAGCGAGCACCUGGGGGUCAACAGAGCAGAAAAGACUGAGGCUCUGAGAAGGAAGCGCAGGAAGGAGAAGGAUGCCAAGAGGAUCAGCGGCCUCUCUCUGCUUGCCAUGUCUGGCAGUUUCACCUCCUCCAUCAGCUACCAAUCAGAACUGAGCGAUCUGAGCGAUUGGGCGUGGUCAGACACUGGAGGGGUGGGCUCACAGUCUGAAGACCCGGCCACAGACACUCAAGAGAAAUCAAGGUUGUCUGCAGCGGUCCAAGCACACCCCCUCGUGGAGACUCUCAGCACUGAGACUGAGAGGAGAGCGCAGCGCCUUCACUCCAAAAGCCCGCAGCCCUCUUCCUCUGGGCUGUGCAAACUGGUGGAGUCCAGCAGAGACGCCUUCAGCUGGUCCCAGCAUUCAGCCGACACCUCCUCCAAGCGCCCAGCCGACACCUCCUCCCAGCGCCCAGCCGACACCUCCUCCCAGCGCCCAGCCGACACCUCCUCCCAGCGCCCAGCCGACACCUCCUCCCAGCGCCCAGCCGACACCUCCUCCCAGCGCCUGCCCCACACCUUGUCCUCACAGCCCAAGAAGAAGUCUCGUAUGGGAUUUUAGGAUGGAAAAAGCUGAUCAUUUUACAAUUGUACACAAGGUCUUAAGAGCCCAACCAUGUAAAUGGUAGAAAAGGUUGCAGAGGUACUCAGCUGGACAACAUUCCGUAAAAUAAAAAGUUUAGGCUGUCCUUCCAAAACCAUUAUCAGCCUGAAAGUACUGACCUGACAGGAGGCAGCCCAAACGUCCUGAGUUAAUUUGUCAUUUUAUACAAUGGACCACUGCUGGACAAAUGGAUUACAUUCUCUUGCCAACUUUGAAGCAAACAAAUGUGUCAAUUUGAAAUAAAUCUCUAUGCACUUCUAUAUGGCAUUCUUGAGGAUGUAUGUCAGUUCUGGGUCAGUCUGCUUGUAGUCACAUCUGCAUUAUCAGACUAACUAGUGCAUUUCUGAAGCCAAUGAGUUUUCCUUACAUGUGUGACCUGGACUAUAGUCUUAAGCUUCUGACCUUAUUGUUGGUGGGCAGCUGAUGCAGUGUCAAAUGACUGUGCAUGUCCUGUUUAUACUUGAACAGAAACGUUUUAAUAAAGACAUUUUAUUCAGACUC
Molecule: messenger RNA, 3546 nt
Organism: Periophthalmus magnuspinnatus
Lineage: Eukaryota; Metazoa; Chordata; Actinopteri; Gobiiformes; Gobiidae
Gene: taf1c
Product: TATA-box binding protein associated factor, RNA polymerase I subunit C
Exons: 15
Coding region: 304-3003 (899 amino acids)
Biological process (GO): transcription by RNA polymerase I
Cellular component (GO): fibrillar center
Molecular function (GO): RNA polymerase I core promoter sequence-specific DNA binding; protein binding
Source: RefSeq, a predicted model, not a curated record